CAGUCAGCUGGUAGAAAACGGACUCCGGUUUUUGAUCCGGUGGUUCUGGUUUUUCAUGCUUGAAUUCGGCUGAUUUAAAUCAGUUUCUCAUAAGCAGAACUUGAAGGAUCCGACCUUUUGGACAUGGACCCUCUCCAGACCUCAGCAAGAAGGUUUCUGGUUCUUCCUGAUUUGGAUUUUCUCCUUGUUCAUGGUUGGUGUGACCCAUCUCUCAGGUAAUCCGCCGCCAUCAUGGCUGGGACAGAAGUUCCUCCUCAUCUUGUCUGUGUUCAUGUCAGCUGCUGAUUAAUAUUUAUUUCGAUCCAGAUCUGAACCAUUGUGUUUUCUGGAAGGAGGUUCUGGGGAACAGAGUCUCUUUCCAGAUGCUGAUUGUGGAAAGCAGCAGUUAUCAGAAAUGGUGUCAGAUACAAGGGAUGAGCAGGAUUACAUUUUCAAAGAAAGUGCUGGGAUAAUAUGUAUUUGACAACAGACUAUUUACAAUAUAUGAAAAAUAAAAACUGAAAAGCAUGUUAGCAGCAAAAAAUAAUUAAAAUGUUUAAAAUUGUGAAAAUAACAUCAGGAUUGUGAACACUUCAUGAGUUUGUUGGGAGCAGAAAUGCUUAGAGUCCAACAUCUGCUGAGAGGAAGGAUCUCCUCUAAUGCUUCUCCGUCCACUUUGGAUGUCAUCUUGACUUUUACCAAAUAUUUCUUUUUUUGUGAUUUUCUUAAAAUUACAGUUUAGGUUUUAAGUUUUUGCUUACAGCAGGUUGGGGACACAUGAAUGGGUGAUCAAACUCACCCAUUCAUGCUGUGGACCAAAACCGUAGGUCUCAUUUCAGACCAAGCAGCAGCAUUUACAAUUGCUGCCAAAAGUAGGAGGCAGACAACAGCACAGGGCAUUCUGGGUAAAAACAGCAAAAACAAACGUGCAAGUCUAACAUUAGCAGGAGAAAUGCUUCGUGGUUGUUUACCAAAAACAAAAGAGAAAAUAUAACUAUUAAAAUAUGAUGCUACUUCAUUUUUAUUCACAUUUUGCAAAGAAGGAAGUUGGUAUCUUCUUCUGAGAUUUGGGUUCAGCGCCCCCAUAGGCGAGGAGGGUAACAGAUUUUUUAAAAGGUUUCGCUGGUUUGAAACAAUGGAGUGUGACACAAACACCCGCAGGUGAAAUCAGAAGAAAUGUGUUAAUUUUUUUCCCAAAUGUACGAAGUCUACUGAACUAUCAGAUAUGAAAACAUCCUAAAUUUCUUCCGGCGAUACGUUGGACAGUCAGGUGACACACAAAGACACUUGGGUUUUUUAACUGGAGAAAGAUUCCAGAACCUUUGGAUGUGGAUCAAACUGACACACAUUGGUACAGAAAUUUACAGAAAACUUUUUCAAAUCUGCCAGUAAAUGUGGUCAACCCUUCCUGAAAUGAAUUCAGUUCAUCUCAUGAACCAGGAGCUGGUAGAUAAAGCCGGUCCAGAACUGAAGAACUUUAAAAAACCUGAACAUGAUGGAAUCACUGUGUUUGUCACAGAGGUGUGGUCUGCUGAAACAAAUCCUCCUCCUCCUGUUGGGCUGCAGAACCCGCCCUCCUGCUGUCAGAACCGAGGGACUGGGUCGGUCCAACUCAGACUGGAGCCAACAGAGACGGAGGAAACUGCUUCUACUGCCGGGAAGGAUUUGAAGCAGAAGCCAAAAUCCUGGAGUGAGGUUCAGACUCUCUGAUCAGCAGAGCUUCACGUAGAUGAGCAGAAAGAGGGAGAGAGAGGAGCUGGAAGGACGCAGAAGAGGACGGAGCAUGAAGAGGCAGCUGCAGAUCUGAAAACCGGUUGCCAUGGGAAACACAGACAGUCACAGCAGCUUCAGCUCUCCAGUCAAACCCUGCGGCUCCCUCAGGUUCUCCGCAAAGAAGGAAGAGGUAGCGUCGGCCCGCAGCUGGUGGCGGAGCAGCCAGAGCCGGGGCCAGGGCCACCGGGGCCAGCAUGCCUCCUGGCAGUACGAGUCUGCGCCCAGAGGGGGCGCCAAACAGAGUGCAGGAUCCCCUCAGAGGUUCAACCGAGGCGACCGAACACAGGACGGCCGCAGGAGUCCAUUUGGAUUCCAGGGGGCUAACGGUGAUCAGGCGUCCCUGCAGUGUGGCGGCAGUCCCAAGGUUCUGCUCAGCAAAGAUGGCAGCAUGAGGGUGGAGUUUACAAACGCCAGGGUGGUUCCUGUUGAGCCGCAGGGCUCACCGCCCGCCAACCUCCUCCCGGAGUCAUCCCACCGCACCAGCAAGGGCAGCUCACUGAGCUCAGAGGGGUCCUGGUACGACUCGCCCUGGGGCGCCGCCGGCGAGCUCACCGACAGCGUGUUCGUCUGCGGGCAGAGCGUCGACACCAGCAGCGGCUACAACACUUGCUCUUCCACUCAGGUGGAGGACGUCUCACCUGGGUUUAGCUCCGCCCUCCUGUUCCCUCCUGCAGAGGGCGCCAAAGGCCACAACAGCUGCUCCUCCGGCCGCACUGAGGACAGCGGCAUUGGGGACUCCGUCAUCCUUCAGCCUGACCUCCAUGACCUCAACCUGGCUUCACCGUCAGACAGCAGACACAACGCGCUUCCAGCCUUUCCGACGUCAGCGGACUCUUUUCUGCAGCAGCAGCAGCAGCUGCCAACCAUGGACAACGUCAUCCAGGAGGAGGCGCCGUCCGCUGGCGGCUUCGAACCGCGGUACUUCUCACACACGCUGCCCAAUCGUAAAGCCGAGCCAGUGAGCUCUGUCUUCUCUGGGAACAACCGGAAAGACUUCCUGAAGAGUCGGAUCCGACAGCUGAGCGACUGGACGGGCAGUUUGAGCCGCAAGAAAAGGCGGAUCCAGGAGCCGCACAGCAGCGACUCCUCCGGCGUCUUCAUCAGCAGCCUGAAUGGCGGCGCUCCUUGGACUUCCAACCCUCUCCUCCAGUUGAACCAGAACCAGUUCCCUCCGGCCCACUGGGACUUCUCCAGGAGCCCGAAUCAGAACCAGAGCAGCGACGCUCAGCGGCAGAACGUCUACAGGAGCUUCAUGCAGGAGCUGGAGACGGGCUGCGGCGGCGCGGCCGACCGGACCGAGCCGUCGGAGGACGACGACGACGCAGAGGAGGAGAUGGAAGAGGAGGCUGGAGGAGAUCUGGACGGGUUUCUGGAGACGGAUCAGGGCGCCGUGCGGCGCGCGGGGUGGCUCUACUUCAAAGCGCUCAUCACUGUCAGCAAGGACAGGAAGCUGGAGCUCGUCGCCCGCCGGAAGUGGAGGCGCUACUGGGUCACACUGAAAGGCUGCAGUCUGCUGUUUUAUGCGACGUUUGGGCGGAUCAGCGGCGCCGAGCAGGACCUUUCUCCUCGCUACGCUCUGCUAGCGGACGACAGCAUCGUCCAGGCCGUGCCAGAGCAUCCGCGCAGGGAGCACGUCUUCUGUCUGAGCAACUCACAUGGAGACGUCUACAUGUUCCAGGCCACUAACCAGACGGACCUGGAGAACUGGGUGACUGCGAUCCACUCGGCCAGCGCCGCCCUGCUGGCCAGGCGUCAGGGGAAGGAGGACACGCUGCGGCUGCUGCGCUGCCAGAGCCGCUCGCUGCUGCACAAGAUCGACAUGGACGGGAAGAUGAAGAAGAUGGCCGAGCUGCAGCUGUCCAUCAUCAAGGACCAGAAGAACCGGCGGGCGGUGGAGAGCCAGAUCCAGCAGUGGGAGCAGAACCUGGAGAAGCUGAACCUGGACCUGUUCCGGCUCCGGUGUUACCAGUCCAGCCUGCAGGGCUCUGAGCUGCCCAACCCAAAGAGCCUCCUGGCCGUGGCCAGCCGCCCCUCCAAAGCCGCACUGGGAAGACUGGGAGUCUUUUCCGUCUCCUCCUUCCACGCUCUGGUGUGCAGUCGUGAGGACGGGACGCUGCGGCGGCGCUGCAGGUCUGUGUCUGGAGGCCGGAGGAGAGGCCUGCCGUCCUCCCUGAAGGCUCUAUCCAAACCCAUCCAGGACGGGAAACUCUCGGACCACCAGGUUCUCCAUCGUCACGUCUCGGCGCCGUCUGCUCAGUCCGUUCCUGCUGUCUGCUUUUCAGAAACUGUGUCCUGCGUGUCCAAACACAGUGAGGUGCUGCCCUCUGUAGGACAUGUGGCAGAACUGCAGCUGAGUGAGGAGCGUCUUCCUUCAGCUGCUGGAGUUUUCAGCCUGAACGUCUGCCGACCAAACGCAGACCAGGACUUUGGUUUUGCGGUGACGGGUCACGUGGACGGAGCGGGUAAAAGUCACGUGUUCGUCAGUGAGGUCGAUCCGCUGGGCCUGUCGGCCAGAGGAGGCCUGCUGGCCGGAGACGAGGUGCUGGCCGUGAACGGGUCGGCCGUGUCCGGACUGGACCUGGAUCACCUCCAGACUCUCUUCAGACACCAGAAUCUCCGCCUGCUGCUGAGGAGAGACGAGCUGCCUGACCCGGAGGAGCCCAGCAUCACAUGGCCUGACCCCUCUGACCUCUGGGUCAAGCAGUCCGACCUGCACACCUGGACCUCAGAUGCUGCGCCCCCUGCUGGUAGUGACCCGUCUUUGGCGCUCACGCUGGAAUCACCUGAACAGAACACGGACCGGGUUUUCUCUCUGUACCACACCUUCCCAGAAAGUAAAACGUCGGACUUUGACGUUCCCAGAAACCCGUACGUCAGAGAGGAGAGUCUGCAUCCGCCAAGCCCCGCCCACCUGAGCGUCUGUCAGCGGCUACGGAAAGUCAUCCAGGAGCUGGUCGACACGGAGAAGUCCUACGUCAAGGAUCUGGUUUGUCUUUUUGAAAUCUACCUGACGCCGCUCCAGACCGAGACGUUCCUCAGUAAAGAUGAGAUGGAGGCGCUGUUCGGCAGUCUGCCGGAGAUGUUGGACUUCCAGAGAGUUUUCCUCCAAACGCUGGAGGAGAGAAUCGCUUCCUGUCCAGAGUUCAGCAGCUUGGAAACUCCUGAGCAGUUUAAGGUGCUCCUCUUCUCGUUGGGUGGAUCCUUUCUUUAUUACGCCGACCACUUCAAGCUCUACAGCGGCUUCUGUGCCAACCACAUCAAAGUCCAGAAGGUUCUGGAGAGAGCGAAAACAGACGCAGCCUUCAAGCACUUCCUGGAGACGAGGAAUCCGACCAAUCAGCACUCGUCUUCUCUGGAGUCGUACCUGAUCAAACCUGUUCAGAGGGUCCUGAAGUAUCCACUGCUGCUGAGGGAGCUGGUGUCUCUGACUGAUGCUGAGAGCCCCGAACACACACACCUGACAGAGGCGCUGAGAGCGAUGGAGAAGGUAGCGAGUCACAUCAACGAGAUGCAGAAGAUCUAUGAGGAUUAUGGCAGCGUGUUUGACCAGCUGGCAGCCGAGCAGAGCGGCGCUGACAAGCAGGUCACAGAGAUCUCGAUGGGGGAGUUCCUGGUCCACUCGCCGGUGGUGUGGCUGAACCCUCUGCCGUGUCUGCGGCGGCUGAGGAAGGAGCCUCAGCUCACGCUGUUCGUGUUCAAGCGAGCCGUCAUCCUGGUUCACCGUGAGAACAAGCUGAAGAAGAGAAUGACGAGCUCCCGUUCAGCCGAUCUGGACCCCUUCAGGUUCCGCUGGUUGAUCCCAGUUUCAGCGCUUCAGGUCCGACCGACCAACAUCCCAGGUUCAGAGGACCCGUGUGUGUGGGAGCUGGUUCACAGCAGGUCGGAGGUCGAGGGUCGACCAGAGACGGUCUUCCAGCUGUGCAGCAGCGAUCUGGAGGCGAAGGCCGCUUUGCUCCGCGCUCUCAGCUCCCUCCUCAAAGACCGAGCUGCUAGCGGCUCCCUGAGGAGAACCCGGCCGUCCGCCGCCGAGAAGAGCGCCACCUGGAGGAGGCGGCCCAGACCCGGUUGCUCCGACCGCCAGAGAACCGCCCCUCAUCCGCCGGCGGAGCGCUGCGGCGCCCUGGAGGAAACCUGCUCCGAGCCGCCGCUGCCAAGCCACGCCGGCUCCUCCGGGACGAGGCCCAGACUCUGCUCCCUGACCGGAGAGCUGGAGGCGCAGCUGCAGCACCUCAACGUCUCCGAGGAGGACCAAGGAGCGGCGCAGCGCCUGGACGAGGAGAAGAAUCGGACCUCCCGUCUGCGGCGGGGAGCAGCCGGCGACAGACUGGACUUCAGCAGCUUUGUGGGGAGAGACUUCAGCGUCCAGAGCAUGACGUCCAUGAUCAACGAAGACUGUUUCUACGACUCGGCGCAGGCGGUCCAAACGGACAGCAUCAACCUGGGGACUUGAACCUUCGUCUCUGUCUUCUGAUUGGACCUGAGGGACGUUGGAGCCUCCACCUUCUUCAAAUUAAAUGUUUGUGCUACAAAAUCUCAGUCUUAUAAAAUAUUUUUGGUCUAGUUUCUGGAGCAGGUAAAUUAGUAAAUUAGACCAAAGUUUGUUUGUAACAUUUUGUAUUCUUGUCGUGUUUUUGCAGCAAAAACUCUAAUUUAUCAUUUUAAAGAUGUGAAUAAAUGUUUCCAGGGGUCAUCAAAGGUCAACCAGCCACCACAUAUUUACAAAAUUAAGCAGGUUUGGUGUCAAUAUUUUACCAGCACAAAUAGAACAAUUAGUUUCUAUCAGUUUUGUUUGAUUUUGUUAAUCAAACUAAAUCAAGUUGAUCUAUGGAAACUUUUAUUUUUAAAAAUCUUAAAAAUUACAACAACACAAACAAAACAUUUUUAUCGACAUCGUAUUUUGUAGUAUUUUGUAAAUGUGGACUGUCUGAUUGACCUUUAAUGACCUCUGGAAAUAUUUAGUCAGAUGUUUAGAAUCUUAAACUCACUCAGGUCCUGAUUGGCUGCUUCAGAAACACCUGAUUAAACCAGCAGAUGUUUCCAGAUGCUGAAGCUCAACGAGGAAGUUCAUUUAAACCGGAUCUGAUUCUGGAGUUUCUUUCCUUCAAUGUGGAAAAAUAAUGAGACAAUUUUAAAUAACAAAAAAGUUUUAUAGGGAAAAAAACUCAGAGAAAACAGAAAAUACAGAUUUUAAGCUGAAUUUCUUUAAUCUUUUCAUCAAUGAAACAGAAACUGUCUAAAAACUGAUGUCACUGGUUUCACCUCCAAUUUACAAACAUUAACAUUUUUUCUCAGAUGACAAAAGUAUAUUUAGUCAAAAUUUGAUUUAUAGUUCGUAAAAUAUCACUAUAUUUUUCAGACGUUUUUGUAAGUUAUUAACUUUAGUCAGUUUUUUCAUGUAAAAUAAUUUAUUCAUGAAAUAUUUAUGUUUAGUUUUGUCAAAAACUGACUUUAAAAUUUUAAUGUUUUAUGGAAAUAUUUCCGGUAUUUUUCUCUGAUAAUUUUUGUAUUAAUUUAAAGGGUGGAAAUCACGAUUUUUAUACGUUUUCUGUACUUUAUUUAAAUAAAUUUCAUGAACUGUUGUCUGGGAGCAGAACCUUUGAGAUCCAACAAACCGGCACCAGCAGAAAAUCUAAAACCGAAUAAAUAAUGAUUUUUGAUAUGAAAACACAUAAACCAGUAGGGAUUUUCUUUUCCCUCAAAGACAAACUGGAAACCAUGGAAACAUUUCUGUCUUUUACUCAUAUUUUUAUUUAUUUUUUUUAUUCUGGAAGGAGGAGAUUUAAUAAGAGACGAAGUUGAUCUUCAGUUUGUCGAGUUUAUAAAGAUCCGAAGAGAAGCCUGGUCACUGGAAAACUUUGAUUUUCCAUUUUUAUAUCACGUAAAUGUCUGAACAGAAUCACCAAGUGAAACCAGCCGAAUGUUGGUGUUUGGAUCCUGAAUUUUUUUAUUUUAUUUUAUAAAUUGUAAAUAUCUCUCUGUGUACAGCUUAAGCUCCAGUUGUAAAUAUUUUAAUUUGACAAAAGCAGUUUCUGGAUAAAAGUCCAGAGCCGCUGCUUCAUAUUAAAGCCUUUCGUGCGUCUGUUACCGUCUCUAUUUAUAUUGGUUUUUUAUAUUGUUUAUUUUUAUUGAAGGGCAACUGUUUCAUUAUGAAAUGAAAAACUGUCGAAGUUUUUGGUAAUUUAUUUUCUUAAAUAUUUGUAUUCUUCUGUAAAUGAUGAGGUGCUGUUAAACACUGAUAAAAUGCAGAAUAUUUCAUAAAACUGAUUUUUGAUGCCAACA
Poecilia reticulata (guppy) is the source of this 8031-nucleotide messenger RNA. Lineage: Eukaryota; Metazoa; Chordata; Actinopteri; Cyprinodontiformes; Poeciliidae. The record is from RefSeq and is a predicted model, not a curated record.